AUGGUCCAGCUUCUUUUGCAAGCUUUGCUAGCCACGCUUGGCGCAUCUGCCAGCUUGGGGCAGGCGAAGAAUAUUGAUGAGCAUGUCCGAGGGCUGGACAAGCGCGGUUUAUUCGGGCCCAUCUCUACAAGUUCCGCUGCUGGAAUAGCUGGAGGGACUGUAGCCUGUGAUGCUGCUCCCGUCGGUUCCUUUUUCAGCGGGUUGAAACCGCCGUUCCCUACGAACUCGUGGUGGGCGCCUUAUGCUGCUCCUCCGGGAAACGGGACCGCGGCUGGCCCAUUCCCGUACGAGUCUUCUCUAGACGGGUACGGUGUUCUGUUUGGUGUCAGCGCCAACCGGCAGUUUGACGGCACAUCCAUCAAACAGCCAACCCAGGUUGACUGGCGAGCUUCAUUUGUCGAGCACGGGGGCAGCUUUGCAAACCACAAGGCCGUCGCGUUUGACACCCAGAGUGUGACGGUGCAAUACUUCCAGGGGAACGCGCAGCUGACAUCGUACUUGGUUCCCGGGUCACCGUACAUGACGUUUGAGUUUAAGGCAUCUACACCACUGUUCAAGUCUAUGAAUGGCGGCAUAAAAUCUUUCAACGGAAACACCCUGAACGUCGGGGCUAGCGUCAACGUCACGGGCACAACGUUUACAGUGACUGAUACCAAGGACACCACAUAUCUCAUCUACGCGUUGAGCACGGUAACACUGACGGCAACAUCUGAUUCGUCUGCUUCUGGAAGUAUUCGUGCCAACGGUCCUUACAAUGGCGUCAUUCGCCUCGUCAAGCUGGGCAGUGCUAGCCACAAAACACUGCUGGACCAGCAUUACAAAGUGUAUCCUACCUCAGCUGGAAUGGAUUACUCAUUUGCCAGCAAUUCCGGUACUCUCUACUUUAGCUGGACCACCGUCGGUGAUGGAUCCAACUUGUUGAUGUUGACCUGGCCACACCACCGCCUUAAGAUGCAGAGCCCAAACUUUCCCCCCACGAGCAGCUUGGGCUAUCUCACAACAAAGGGUUGGAUGUAUCCUGCCAUUGGCAACCAGUGGCAACUGCGCUACGACUUGUCCUCCAUUACCUGGAACCCGCCUCGUCCGCUCGACUCCUCGUGCUCUUCCAGCGUGACAAAGGGCCUUGAAUACGAGAUUGGCCAGCUAAACGCCUCAAGUGCUCCCGUUCCCGGUGACUUUUACUACUGGGGUGGUACACUUGCCGCAAAAGCCCGACUAGCACUGAUUGCUGAGAACUUGGGUCGACAAGACUUAGUCAAUAAGGUGGUAGACUACCUCAAGGUAUCCUUCAACUACUGGUUCCAGUCCUCGUCGUCCACCCUGCCAGCAUAUGAGACGGCAUGGGGUGGCGUCAUCAACAAGGCCGGUGCCAACAACGUGUAUGUGGACUUUGGAAACGGAUAUUACAACGAUCAUCACUUCCACUACGGAUACUUUUUGAAUGUGGCCGCAGUGAUUGCGAAAUUUGACUCUGGUUGGCUGUCACAGCACAAGGAAUACGUCAACUACUUUGCUCGGGAUAUCAUUAAUCCAUCUCCCCAAGACCCCCAGUUUCCCAUAACACGGUGUCGCAGCAGAGAUCAAGAGUCAUCAGGAGAGGCCAUCAAUGGGUACUACGGAGCUCUCCUGUGGGCAUCUGUGGCUCUUUCCCAAGACUAUGUCAACUAUGCCAAGCUACUCAUUGCCACUGAACAGCACGCGUCCCAAGUGUACUGGCACUUGUAUCCCCAACAAAGCCCGACUGACCGAGACAACCCGUACCCAGAGGCACAGCUUAGAGCCCUGACAACGAUUGGCAACGUGAUGGACUGGCAGUCAGGGGCGUGGCUCUUCUGGGGUAACCAGAAGAGCGAAAUCGCGGCCAUCCAGAUUUUGCCCGUAACACCAGUGUUGUACGAUUCGCAAUGGGUCCAGAACGUGUGGUCAUAUACAAUGCCUGAGCUUCUGGACCCGUCGAUCGGCGACGAAUGGAAGUGCGUGAUCAUUGCAGCAUAUUCAAAUUUUAACCCACAGGUAGCCGCCGAAUGGAGCGGGAAACUGAGCACAUGGGGCUCCGGAAAUACGUAUACCAAUGAGCUCUUCUUUAUCGGCACACGGCCAAAUCCUAGCGGUAAACCCAUUUGCGGCACUCUCCCUCAAAACCCGUAUGGGAAUUUCAAAAUCCAAGAGGCCUCCUCGGGCAAGUACGUUACCGCGUCAGCCUCCAAUACCAACCUCGUAGCUUCCACUACCUCGUCCGGCUCGGCAGCGGUAUUCAAGAGUGCCUAUUUGCCCAACGCCGGAACCUUGCAGCUCACCAGCACAAGUCAAUACGUAACCGCCGACCAAGGGGGCAAAUCGACGCUCGCGGCCAUACGUGGUACGGCGUCUACCUGGGAGACAUUCAUCAUUCGACAGAAGCAGGGAGCCAGUUCAGGGGUCUACUCUAUCAAAGCUUCUAGUAAUGGGCAGUAUGUUACAAUGGCGGGCGAUGGGUCACUUGUCAACAAUGGUGCAACUGAGUCGGCGAGCUCCGGCUUUCGUUUUAUUCAGGCCUAA
Pochonia chlamydosporia 170 is the source of this 2538-nucleotide messenger RNA. Its product is annotated as glycoside hydrolase family 81 protein. The transcript is spliced from 10 exons. Gene Ontology annotation, molecular function: endo-1,3(4)-beta-glucanase activity. NCBI's taxonomy places the organism in Eukaryota, Fungi, Ascomycota, Sordariomycetes, Hypocreales, Clavicipitaceae. Bases 1 to 2538 code for a protein of 845 amino acids. The record is from RefSeq and is a predicted model, not a curated record.